Molecule: messenger RNA, 2124 nt
Organism: Onychomys torridus (southern grasshopper mouse)
Lineage: Eukaryota; Metazoa; Chordata; Mammalia; Rodentia; Cricetidae
Gene: Podnl1
Product: podocan like 1
Exons: 10
Coding region: 72-1817 (581 amino acids)
Molecular function (GO): protein binding
Source: RefSeq, a predicted model, not a curated record
GUGUGUGUGUGUGGUGUCCUAUGCUGAGAGAUGGAGGGUAGUGUAGUCACAGGGGACAUUGGAGGAAGUGAAUGUUGGACCGGAGCUUGAGAAGAGACACCACGGGACUGAUUAUGAGGUUUCAAGAGCUGCUGCUGCUCCUGAUGCUGAGGUGGACAGCAGCACACGUGGAGGACCCUGCUUUCCCACACUUGGGUAACAGCUCACAGCCCCUGCUGAGGGCCUGUCCUUGGCCCUGUUCCUGUCCACGAGAGGACACAGUGGACUGUGCUGGCCUGGGCCUGAGGGUAUUCCCAGACAAUAUCACCAGGACUACUAGGCACCUUUCCUUGCAGAACAACCGGCUGCAAGAGCUCCCCUACAACGAGCUCUCUCGCCUCCGUGGCUUGCGCACCCUGGACCUGCACAACAACCACAUCUCCUCAGAGGGCCUGCCUGAUGAGGCCUUUGAGUCCCUCACCCAGCUGGAGCACUUCUAUGUGGCCCACAACAAGCUCUCCGUUGCACCCCAGUUCCUGCCCCGCUCCCUGCGUGUCGCCGACCUGGCUGCCAAUGAAGUGGCAGAAAUCUUUCCUCUCACCUUUGGAGAGAAGCCUGAACUCCGGUCUGUGUACCUCCACAACAACCGACUGAGCAACUCUGGUUUGCCACCUGACACCUUCCAUGGUUCAGAGGCCAUUACCAUCCUCAGUCUCUCCAGCAAUGAGCUCAGCUACCUACCACCCAGCCUGCCAGCCUCCCUGGAGCGGCUUCACCUGCAGAACAAUCUCAUCUCCAGGGUGCCCAGAGGAGCGCUGAGCCGGCAGACUCAGCUCCGUGAGCUGUACCUGCAGCACAAUCGGUUGGCAGAUAGUGGCCUGGAUGCAACUACCUUCAGCAAACUAAGCAGCCUUGAGUACCUGGACCUGUCCCACAACCAGCUGGCCACAGUGCCUGAGGGUCUCCCUGGAACCCUGACCAUACUGCACCUGGGUCGCAACUGCAUCCGGCAGGUGGAAGCGGUGAGGCUGCACAGAGCGAAGGGUCUGCGCUACCUGUUGCUGCAGCACAAUGAGCUGGGGGCCUCGGCGCUGCCCGCGGGGACGCUGAGGCCUCUGCAGGCCCUGCAUACGCUGCACCUCUACGGCAACAGGCUGGAGCGCGUGCCCCCAGCAUUGCCGCGCCACCUGAAGGCCCUGGUGAUGCCUCACAACCACGUGGCCGUGCUAGGUGCACGGGAUCUGGUUUCCGCCCGAGCCCUGGCGGAGCUCAACCUGGCCUACAACCGCCUGACUAGCGUGCGCCUGCAUCCUGGCGCCUUCCGCCGCCUGCGCUCCCUGCGCAACUUGGACCUGGCCGGCAACCAGCUGAGCCGGCUGCCGGAGGGCCUGCCCGCCAGUCUGUGCUCCUUGAGACUGCAGCGUAACCAACUGCGGGCCCUGGAGCCGGAGCCGCUGGCCGGCCUGAAUAAACUGCAGGAGCUGAGCCUGGCGCACAACCGGCUCCGCGUGGGCGACAUCGGGCCUGGCACCUGGCACGCGUUGCGGGCACUGCAGGUGCUGGAUCUGAGCCACAACGAGCUAUCCUUUGUGCCCCCUGACCUGCCUGAGGCCCUGGAGGAGCUGCACCUGCAGGCUAACCGUAUCAGCCACGUGGGCCCAGAGGCCUUCCUCAGCACACCCCACCUUCGUGCUCUCUUUCUGAGGGCCAACAGGCUUCAUAGGACAAGCAUCGCGGCUGAGGCCUUCCUGGGGCUUACACACCUACUUGUGGUAGACACCGCAGAAAACCCAGAACAGGUCCUGGUCCGGCUGCCACCCAAGGGCCGGGGGCCCUGAGCCCUGAGGGCUAGCCAAGUAGCCCUGACCUGAGUGCUGACUGACGGUGGGCUAAGAAAGUUCUAGUUGGGCCUUGGAGACUGGGCCUGUUUGCUCAGAGCUGGCCAGUGCACCAGGAAUGGGUGUCCACUAUAGGUGGGGGUUGGGGUAAAGCAGGAAGUGUGACAACUUAACAUUCUGGGGUGUAGACUGCACCUCCCACCAGCUGGUGGUGGGGAAAAUAAACUGGACCUCUUUCCAUGUUCAUACGGAUAUGGACUCAGUGCCCUCUGGGACCCAUCUCUUCCCUACACCUCAGGGAAAUAUC